Messenger RNA from Staurois parvus, 1101 nucleotides. The record is from the annotation of a GenBank genome assembly. NCBI's taxonomy places the organism in Eukaryota, Metazoa, Chordata, Amphibia, Anura, Ranidae.
GAGGUUUUUGAAGCUGCACUUCCUAUGCCAAAUCCAAAGCCCACACCUUGCAGUGAUAUGAAUGCCAGGAAGGAUUAUAUCACUGCUAAGUAUGUGGAGCACAGGUUUGUGAACAGAGAUAAAAGCAGCAGUCUUCAUGGGCUCAGAGAUGCUAUUCAGAGGCAUGACCUGAUGGCACUGCUUCAGUGCAUGGCGAAUGGGAUGGAUCUGAGCAAACCACUCAAUCAGGAUCUCUGCGAGUCUCCACUUCACCUAGCUGUUUCUCUGUGUGAGAGGAACUGCCUCCCGCUGGUGGAUUUCCUGAUCCAGAAUGGGGGAGCUCUGGAAAAAGUAACAGCAGAUGGACAGACAGCUCUGCACUAUGGGGUCAGAUAUAACAAACCAGAUUGUAUACGACUUCUCCUGAGAGCGAAGGCAUCUGCGAAUACUGUGAACAAUGCAGGAUUAACCCCUUUGAUGCUUGCUCAAAGCCUAAAGCAUUUUGAAUGUGAAGAACUGUUGGAAAAAGCUGGAGAAGGGAAUUUUAAUGCUGAACUGGAUUUUGAUUGGUUCCAUCAAGAGGAGGAAAUAAGCAAUAGUGAUGAAGAGGAUGCUGAAAAGCUGAGCCCAUUAUCAUUGUCCCAGAAUCCUUUGCUGUCCUCUUCGGUCAGGCAUUAUUCCAGGCAGAGCUCACUGGGAUUGGACAUCAGUAACAGGACUUAUGAGACUUUUGUUAUGCCUGCUAGAGUUCCAGCAACUCAGAGAUCCCAUAGUGUGGAGAAUCCACCGCCUUUACCUGCCAAAACCCACAGCCGCAAAGGUCAUGAAUUGACUUCCCCUCUAACUGGCAGUUUGGAGAGACCACUCAGUACUUCCUCCUACUCCCCAACCCGAGAGGACUGGGAGGGAGUUUCCGAUGCAGGAUUACAGCGAAGAUCAUCUGAACCUACUCGCUAUAAUGCUGAAAAUAGCCAUAGUCAUGGACAGUUUAGCACGGAUGGAGUAAAGUCCUACAGGAGGGUGAGAUGCUCCCAAAAUAUGGAAAGUUCAGCACAAGGUGGAAUUUCCAGAGGGAGAUUUUAUCGUGAUGAUAAUCAGCAACCUUCGUCAUCUCCACAGUGA